AUGGAUAUCAACACACAACACUCGAAGCCUUUUCAAACAACGGCAUAUGAGAAUAUGCCAUCACGGUCUCUCACAUCUGCCACCGAAUAUAAUCUCAUAGUUACAUUCACCUCGACUCCGCACGAGAGAACCCAGCAGCCAAACACAGUCGACAACAACAAUAAUCCCAUGUCCACGGGCGUUGUCCAGUCGUCAAAUGCAAAUCCAAGUCCAUCUCCGACUCUCAUUCCGAGUGCAUAUACUUACGAUGCCACAUCCUCUAAGAUGAGUGGAGGCGCCAAGAACGGGUUGGUUGUUGGUUUGACUGUGGGACUCGUACUGUUAGGGCUGCUGUUACUGGCGUUUCUAAUACUACGACGGAAAUACGGCCCGGGAAUGUGGAAGUUACUCUAUACUCGUGUUUUUACGAGAUCUCGACCUGGAGAAGAACAGGGAAAUCAGGAGCCAGAUCCUGCUUCCAGAGGACACGAGACGCACCAGAACUGUUCUGGGAAAUCUAUGGGGGUCCCUGAAGAGGCUAUUUACUUCUGA
Talaromyces rugulosus is the source of this 531-nucleotide messenger RNA. RefSeq lists its product as uncharacterized. Lineage: Eukaryota; Fungi; Ascomycota; Eurotiomycetes; Eurotiales; Trichocomaceae. The coding region runs from base 1 to 531 and encodes 176 amino acids. The transcript has 3 exons. The record is from RefSeq and is a predicted model, not a curated record.